AUGUCAUUAAUGGAUUCGUCCCAACGUCGUCGUGAAGGUCCUGAGUUCGGUUCAUGGGCAUUCCUUUUAUGCCUUCGAGAGAGAGCUGGUUUAGAGCGCGGUGGAAAAGAGGAUGGAAUUGAGUAUGGAUUUAUAUGGAGGAGUACUUCGACUCAUCUACGGGGAGGAAAUGGGAAGAAGAUACUUCACUUCGAUUACGGAGGAGGGAUAUCCUAUGCUGAAAUCGUAAAGUAUUUGUGCGGUCAUGCUGGUGUUUUCAACAACUGCCGAGAUACGGUUAAGCGAGGGGAUGGAAGGCCUGUGUACUGCUUAUUUGGUGGAUACCGUCUUGCCGAUGCAGAAGAUGCUAAGCUGAAUGCUACAAUGGAAGAUCUAUAG
Paecilomyces variotii is the source of this 378-nucleotide messenger RNA. RefSeq lists its product as hypothetical. The transcript has 5 exons. The record is from RefSeq and is a predicted model, not a curated record. Bases 1 to 378 code for a protein of 125 amino acids. NCBI's taxonomy places the organism in Eukaryota, Fungi, Ascomycota, Eurotiomycetes, Eurotiales, Thermoascaceae.